Molecule: messenger RNA, 255 nt
Organism: Strongyloides ratti
Lineage: Eukaryota; Metazoa; Nematoda; Chromadorea; Rhabditida; Strongyloididae
Exons: 2
Coding region: 1-255 (84 amino acids)
Source: RefSeq, a predicted model, not a curated record
AUGAGAUUCAUAUGUUUAAAAGCAAGAAAGGAUGGUAGAAAAUGUUUAUUUAUUAAGAUACUUAAGAAUGAUAAGUUGGAGAUGUUAGACAUUGAUAAAAUCGGCGCUUGGAAUCGCAGAGAAUUAACACUAAAAUCUGCAAGUUUAAAAGUAUACUUUGUUAAUGUCAAAAAUGCAUUGAUUUCACCAGAUGCACCAAAUGCAUUAGAAUUAUCAACUGAUAAAUUAGUUAGGGAAAGAAUUGAUGCGCUAUGA